AUGAUUAUUCCUGUUCGUUGUUUCUCUUGUGGUAAAGUCAUCGGUAACAAAUGGGAUAACUACUUGUCUUUAUUGCAAGCUGAAUAUACUGAGGGUGAGGCAUUGGAUGCUCUUGGACUCAAGCGUUAUUGUUGUAGACGUAUGGUCUUGACCCACGUUGACUUGAUCGAAAAGCUCUUGCAUUAUAACCCUUUGGAGCGUUCAAGAGACCGUGGACGUGCUUAA
Molecule: messenger RNA, 225 nt
Organism: Mucor velutinosus
Lineage: Eukaryota; Fungi; Mucoromycota; Mucoromycetes; Mucorales; Mucoraceae
Exons: 3
Coding region: 1-225 (74 amino acids)
Biological process (GO): transcription by RNA polymerase II; tRNA transcription by RNA polymerase III; transcription by RNA polymerase I
Cellular component (GO): RNA polymerase I complex; RNA polymerase III complex; RNA polymerase II, core complex
Molecular function (GO): zinc ion binding; DNA binding
Source: RefSeq, a predicted model, not a curated record